Molecule: messenger RNA, 5971 nt
Organism: Fundulus heteroclitus (mummichog)
Lineage: Eukaryota; Metazoa; Chordata; Actinopteri; Cyprinodontiformes; Fundulidae
Gene: arhgef18b
Product: rho/rac guanine nucleotide exchange factor (GEF) 18b
Exons: 34
Coding region: 52-5166 (1704 amino acids)
Molecular function (GO): guanyl-nucleotide exchange factor activity
Source: RefSeq, a predicted model, not a curated record
GACGAUGUGUGACAGGACAGGCUAGUGGGCUACUUGCUGCCUGCGGGCGCCAUGUUGGUGAGGCCGGGUUUAGAUCAUGGUUGUUGUUUUUGUCCUUCUCAACAUCCCACAGCUUGUCUGAACUUCUGCUUCCUCCGCACACCUGGGCGACCUCACCAAUCACCACACCUGACCCUUGUUCGGUGUUGGUCUGUCCUGGCGUGUGGUGCCGGGGCCACUUUCUGUUGGCUCUCGUCUAAAAUUCAACUCUCGUCCGACUGCAAACCAUGUAGCCAGUCCUGUGGGAAUCCCAGUACCCAGCUCGGCGUCCAGGCUCCCAGCGGGAAAGGCUCUUCCUGCUCGUUACCCCCGGCCUCCAUCACAGAGGACGUCUUCGCCGAUAACACCAGUGAUGACCAGGACGCGUCUUCCAUAGUCAGUGACUACGACUGUCCCUUCGCGGAGGCGGGCAGCAGCCUAGAGGACCUGCAGGGCUUCAGUUCUUCCUUCAGAGACUCGGAGUACUUCAGAGAUCUGCAGGGAGAGUCGCUGGCUGUUGCGUCUACAGACACCGCUGCAUUUCCAGAGAACUGCACGCAGCAAACUGUCGACUCACAAGUGUCUGUAAACACAAACAGCCAGACCAAAAACCAACCUACGCACACGGCUCUGAGCACACACUUCCUACAGGUCAAUGCGCCGUCAUUUCCUUCCUAUGAACAGUCUGCAGAUGAGCCUCCCUCUGACUCUGAUGUUGCCCAGCUCAGUCCGAAUUGUGCCGUCGAUGGCGAUGACUCCGCUGCCUCUGCGCUCGGCCUUUGCUGGACGGUCGAUCUAAAUGGACUGCUAGGAUCCAUGGAUAGGGUGAACAUAAUUAAAGAACUAGACGCAGAAAAAGAGCCAGGCAAAAUGGAAUUGGAUGGAGAGCCAGACAUGGACAGCUUUCCGAUUUUCGUCAGGUCCAUGUCAACGUCUCGAAGGCACAGCUUGGGAGUCCCUCUGUCACCCAUCAACUCUGGGAGGAGACUGAGUCUGGACACCGCGGCUGUAGACAGCGAUGAAGACCGAGAGGAUGACGACGAGCAGCAGGACAGUCUUUUCCAGUCUUGCCAGCAGCAGUCUGACAGCCUCUCAGCGGGUCCCGGAGACGAGCCAGAUGGCUUCAGUCUGAGGGCCGCUGGUGGACCCGGCAGGCAGCUGUACUCUCGCUCGGAGAUCCUCGCCACCGACGAAUAUUCCCGAGCGGCUCACAUUUCCCGUGUCGUUCAGACGUCCAAACAGGCCGCCAGGGCAGCAGGAGUGGCGGAGGAGUUUGACCCAGAAGAACACCUGCACUCUACAGAGGGACAAAGCCAUAUGCUGAUGGUACAGAAAGUUCUCCAGGAGCUAAAGCUGUACUACGGAGCGAAGCACAGAAACAACAGCAAUCCAGAAACCAAAGAAUCAGGAAGUGUCACCUGGUACGAGUUCCUCUCCAAUGAGAACGACGGAGAGGGGGACCGGGCAGAGAAGAUUGAGAAAGGAACAAAGGUGAAAAGGACCCUCAGCUCCCUGAGGAGCAGGGUGACGGGUUCCUUCAACAAAGAUAAGGGUAAGAAUCGAGAGAAAGAGCUGCAGAGGGAGAGGGCAAAGGAGAGAGACAGGGAGGCCAAAGAGCGAGUGUGCAGGACCAGCAGCAGCAGCAACGGGCAUCGCUUAGUACCAGGCUCCUUCUCCAGCUCCGCCACCUGCUCGCUGUGCAGCAAGAGCCUGCAGAAAAAGCAUGGCCUGCAGUGCAUGAAUUGCGCUGUGAACGUUCACAAGAGCUGCAAGUCUCUGCUGGGCGAGUGCACCAGCAGCAAGAAUAAGAGAGAUCAUCACUCCAGGAACGGCGGCUCAGCGUCUGCUAACCUCGCGCUGAAAGACCGCGACAGGGAGAAGGACCAGGCGGGCACAGCCGCGGCGUCUCAGGCCGCCGAUGGACACCGAGGGUUUGCCAGCGUCCCAGGCAUGACCGUUAGCUCGUGUGGACCCAGCACUCCGCCGUCAGCCAGCCUCAGCAGCAGCAGCAGCAGCUCCACGUCGGCCCCCGCCUGCAGCGUUGGUCCCAGCGUCCAUCACCACUCUAGCUCUGGAUCCCUCCCCGGGGACAUGGAUGAAACGGACGCCCUGCGCUCUAAACGCUGCAACGACGACGCCAUUUCUCUCGCCCCUUCCAUCGCCGAGUCCAUCAUCGUAGAAGAUUCUCACUAUGCAGCGGUGCGGGCUGACCUGGAGUCCGAUGCUCAGGACCUGGAGGCCGACUCCUGGAGUCUCGCCGUAGAUCCGCAGUAUCUGAAGAAACAUUCGAAGGAUGUAGCCAAAAGGCAGGAUGUUAUUUAUGAGCUGAUGCAGACGGAGAUGCACCACGUGAGGACGCUGAAGAUAAUGCUGCGCGUCUACGUCCGAGAGAUGAAGGAGAACCUCCAGAUGGACUGCGGCCGACUGGACAGCCUCUUCCCCCGCCUGGAAAACCUCCUGGACCUCCACGCGCAUUUCCUGUCGUGCCUCAGAGAGCGGCGGCGGGAAAACCUCGUCCCGCCCAGCGAAAGGAACUACACCAUCAACAGAGUGGCGGACAUCCUAAUCGCUCAGUUCUCAGGUGAGAUAGGAGAGAGGAUGAAGGACUGCUACGGAGAUUUCUGCAGCCACCACAACGAAGCCGUCAGCUUCUACAAAGAGCUGCUGCAGAACAAUAGACGCUUCCAGAACCUCAUCAGAAAAAUCAGCAACCUGUCCAUAGUACGCAGGUUAGGAGUGACUGAGUGUAUUCUGCUGGUAACCCAGCGGAUAACAAAGUAUCCGGUGCUGGUGGAGCGCAUCAUUCACAACACCGAAGUGGGCACCGAGGAGCACGAAGAGCUGACCCGGGCUCUGAGUCUAAUUAAGAACACCAUCAAAGAGGUGGACACGCUGGUCAAUCUCCACGAGAAGGACUCCCGACUCCGAGAGAUCCACAACAAGAUGGAGCCGAAGGCGCAGGGGAAGAUCAAGGACGGCCGGGUGUUUCGCAGGGAGGACCUGGCUCAGGGCCGCAGGCAGCUGCUGCACGCCGGCACCGUCAGCUGGAAAGCCGCCUCCGGCAGACUCAAAGAUAUUCUGGCUGUUCUGCUGUCAGAUGUGCUGCUCUUACUUCAAGAGAAGGAUCAGAGAUUCGUCUUUGCUACAGUCGACAAUAAGCCAUCAGUGAUUUCUCUCCAAAAGCUGAUAGUCAGGGAGGUGGCCCACGAGGAGAAGGCCAUGUUCCUCAUCUGCGCCUCCUCAAACGAGCCCGAGAUGUACGAGAUCCACACCACUUCCAAAGAGGAGCGAAACACUUGGAUGUCAAACAUACGGCAAGCUGUUGAGAGUUGUCCUCACUCCGAGGAGAGGCUGUUCAGCGAGGAAGAGGAGGCUCGAGCUUGUAGGCUUAGAGAAUUUCAAGAGCGUCUGAGCCAGAAGGAUGCAGUGAUCACUCAGGCCCUCAUGGAGAAGCUGCAGCUGUUCACAGAGAUGGCGGAGUCUGUGGCGGGGCUGGAGGACACGGCUGCUCGUUCCAGACUGCUGCUCCGAGGAGACGCCUCGGACCUCCAGCAGGGGGAGACACUGCUCAGGGGCGCCAUCACCGAAGUGGAAAACCUGCAGAACUUGUUGCAGUCUGGAGUGAGGGAGGAGGCUCAGCCCGCUCGGGUGGAGGAGGGCAGCGGGUCUGGGGCUCUGCCCCGGAGAGCGGGCACUUUCGGAGGCUAUGACAGCAGCCCGGCCAUCCUCAGCAAGAUUGGCAGUGUGAAGAAGAGCUUCUCUGGCGAGUCUAGAAACAGAGACAGGAGCCAAAGAGCCAGCUCCGACCCUCAGCUCAAAGACCUCUGUGGAAGCCACACCCUGGAGCAGACGGUUGAUCAGAGCUGCUCCUCUCCUCCACGAUGGAACCGCAUCUGGUCCGACUCCUUCCCCGAGGCCGAGUUCUUUGACAGAGUGUUGAUGCUCUCCCAGAGGCUCUACAGCCUGCAGGCCGUCGUAUCGCAGCAGGACAGUCAGAUAGAGCUGCAGAGGGCCUCCCUGACGGAGCGGGUGUCCUUGCCUGGACGCCACCGAGGGAACGUGCUCCUGGAGCAGGAGAAGCAGCGCACCUUAGCCCUGCAGAGGGAGGAGCUGGCCUACCUGAACAAGCUCCAGUCUCAGCACAGGCAGGAGCAGCAGCGCUGGGAGAGGGAAAGGGAGAGGCACCGGCAGCAGGUGGAGACGACCGAGGCCCGGCUACGGCUAAGAGAGGAGGAGUGCAGGAAGCUUGAGGAGCAGCUGGCGAAGGAGAAGGAGGAACUGGACAGGCAGAGAGAGACUUAUCAGAAGGACUUGGAGCGACUGCGGGAGUCCACCAGAGCUGUGGAAAAGGAGAAGGAACGACUGGAGAGCCUGAAAAAGAUGAAAAGGAAAACAAUUGAGGUGGCGCCGAUGUCUGGUAGUCUGAACGGGGAGCUCCUCUCGUCCUCCACCUGCAUCUCCGACUUGCCGCACUCCCAGAAGGCCAUGGUGCGGGGCAGCCUCUCGGUGGCGCAGGCCGACUACGCCGAGCGGCCCGAAGUCACGGUCCGGCGGGAGGCCGGCUCGUCGACGCUGCCCCUGCCGCUGAAGACCGAGGUGCCGCUCCACCUCUUCAGCACCACCAACCAGCACAAGCUGGCCGGGGUGCAGCAGCAGAUCCCCACCAAACUGGCGGCCAUCAACAGCGGCAAGGGGAAAGGCGGCAAAAGCGGGAAGGCGUCGCAUCGCACCGACAGCUCUGCCUCGGUGGACAUGAAGCAGAUGCUCCCCCUGAAACUGUCUGCAAGAGAUGAAAAUGUCCUGAAGGCCAAACGCUCCAUCAGCCCCCACCAGCAGCCCCUUCAGUCCCACUCCCUGCAUCACCACACAGAUCAGCUCAGUCCUGCAGACCAGGCUGGAUCCGACGCCCACCCCGCCUCCUCCAUCAGCUCCUCCAGCCCCCCAAAUGUGCAGAAGCCCCUUCCUCCCCCCGCCGUGCACCUUCUCCACUCUCAGGGCGUCGACACGCUCCCGCUGCAGCCCCACCUGCAGCCGCGCAGCCUCAGCCCAAACGCACCGGCCGGCCUCCCAGCGGGACACGGCGCGCCCCCGCCGCCCUACGCCAUCCCUGCAGAAGACCCCAACAAGGAGGACGUCAUAUUUUUUUAAAGCUUCAGUCGCCCCCCCAGGAGCAACCGGAGGUUUUUCCCUUCAUUGCAUUUCCACCGCAGCUUUCCAACGUUUCGUUCUAUAACGUUUGUUUUAACUUUGCUAAUCGAAACUGCCUGCAAUGUUUUUUAUUUAAUUUUUAGUUUUUAUGUGCUUAAACGUAUUGGGAUGCAAACGUGUCUUUAAACGAAGGCGUCCAGCGUCGAUUUAUUAUUGUUUUUAAUUUAAUUUUAAGGGUCUGACUGAAGGGAGCACUGUGAAGGACCGUUUUUUAUUUUUUUUUUAUUCCCCAACUCGGAGCAGAUCAGUCAGUUCAGCGAAGGAUAGGCGGUAUUUUACGGCAGCGCACUCACCUGCUGGUCCUGGACCGUCAUGAAAUCAUUCGUCAGAAGUGAUCCAACUCUGCUUUGCACACUUGUAAAAGAGAAGAGACAAAAAAAAAACUCCUUUCCAAACGAAUGAAGGAACAUUUUAUGGGAAAACGUUGUAAUAAGUCGAUUGUACAGCUUUUUAAGAUUGUAAAGCUUAAUUGCAUUUUUUUUUUUUUUUUUUUUGGUACGUGUCUCAUUUGUGCUUCUUUAAAAAAUGUUGAAUUGUAGAUUCCCACCAGAGUGGUUGCUGGUUUUAAAAGCUGACUGUAAUAAUGUUUUUUUUUUUUUAGCUAAGCGAGGGCUUGUUUUGUUUUUGUUUAGUGUGAACGGAUGGACCGAGACGAGCUCAAAGAAUACCUUCCAUUUAAAAAAACUAAACAAAAAAAAAAAAAAACAGGAUAGCUGGGGAGUCAUUUCCCUUGUUUUAAUAAUAA